Antechinus flavipes (yellow-footed antechinus) is the source of this 6397-nucleotide messenger RNA. RefSeq names its product homer scaffold protein 1 (gene HOMER1). Gene Ontology annotation, molecular function: G protein-coupled glutamate receptor binding. Bases 1076 to 2233 code for a protein of 385 amino acids. The record is from RefSeq and is a predicted model, not a curated record. Gene Ontology annotation, cellular component: dendrite; postsynaptic density; cytoplasm. Lineage: Eukaryota; Metazoa; Chordata; Mammalia; Dasyuromorphia; Dasyuridae. Gene Ontology annotation, biological process: regulation of store-operated calcium entry; G protein-coupled glutamate receptor signaling pathway. The transcript is spliced from 10 exons.
GGGGGGCUCGGCUCUUUCUGAUUCAUUCAUUCUCUGCUGGCUAGGCAGUUCGAAGUCUCUGGCAUUAAAAAGGGGAUAGAAGGAAAGAGAAAGAGAGAGAAUAUAUAUAUUAUCUUUUUUUGAUUUUUUUUUUUUUAAAGCAGUGAAUGAAGGGACCAGCGAAGGCAAAGCUCCAUUGUGUUUAGACGAAUAAGGAAAAGGGGUUAGAGGGAGGUGAGAUUUUGGGGCCCUCCCCCCCUCUCUUAUCUCUCAGCCUCCCGGGAGAUGUGCUGCUGCUCUCCCCUCUUGCUGCCAGCCUUGAAAUGGCUUCAUUUAUUCUCUUCUGGAGAAUGAAUCGAUCCUCCCCAGCCUUCUCUUCCUGUUCCCCACCUCCUCUAUGCUCAGAAUCCUAGAGGAGGGGGAGGGAAAAGAUUUCGCCUCCGUGGAGUAUCGUGCACGUUUGGGAGCUGUUAGGUUUGCGCUUUGAGAUUUUUCUAUUAAAAAAAAAUCUUUUCUAUUUACAAGGGGACAGAAACAGUUGCAUUUCAUCCCCAUUUUAGCAUUUUGAUUGCCAUUUUUUACAAAUUUUAAAAUUGCAUGCCCCGUUGUGUCGCGCUCCCCACCCGGUAGACCUGCAGGGGUGCCAGGGAGAUUUGAACGCACCGCCCGCUCUCCCUGCAGCUCGGAAAAAGAAAACGAGCAUCCUUCCUGCUCUUGGCGCGGGGACUGCAUCCUUGUGCAAAAGGACAUGCGAGCAGCGACCGCCGAACUCCUUUCUUAUAGGACUCCAUGAAUCUGGAUUGUGCAUCGACCCACGCGGACUCACGCUGUGGAAUGAGAAUUGGCCUCUGCUGUUCCCCAGCGCGGCAUUUUAACUCUCACAAGCAGAUGCCACCUCCUUUGCUUUGAACAUUUUGGGAUCUCCACGCGAGAGAUUCAUUUACCUGAGGAAACGAGCCGAAUUGUCUCGGCAUCCUUGAAAUACCUCCAGACACGCGCGGAUCACGUGGGGAACCAACAGCAGUAAAGCCACUGAAAAGACUCCUUAGGAAAUUCUUCUGUAGAGCAACUUAGGUGGAAGUUUUCACUGGGCAAAAUGGGGGAACAACCCAUCUUCAGCACUCGAGCUCACGUCUUCCAGAUUGACCCAAACACAAAGAAAAACUGGGUUCCUACCAGCAAACAUGCGGUUACAGUAUCUUACUUCUAUGACAGCACAAGAAAUGUGUAUAGAAUAAUCAGCUUAGAUGGCUCAAAGGCAAUAAUAAAUAGCACCAUCACCCCAAACAUGACAUUCACUAAAACAUCACAGAAGUUUGGCCAGUGGGCAGAUAGCAGAGCAAAUACUGUAUAUGGUUUGGGAUUCUCCUCUGAGCAUCAUCUUACAAAAUUUGCAGAAAAGUUUCAGGAAUUCAAAGAAGCUGCUCGAUUAGCAAAGGAAAAAUCCCAAGAGAAGAUGGAGCUCACGAGUACGCCCUCCCAGAGAAGAGGUGAAAAAAGCAGAAGGGGAACCCAUCAGGGUGGGACCACUUCCUUCGAACAAUCAGGGCAUAUUUUAUUGAAGAAAGGCUACGUGGAAUCAGCAGGAGGGGAUCUUCAGUCUCCUUUAACACCAGAAAGUAUUAAUGGGACAGAUGAUGAAAGAACUCAUGAAGUGACACAAAACUCAGAACCAAGGGCUGAACCAACCCAGAAUGCAUUGCCAUUUUCACAUAGCUCAGCCAUCAGCAAACACUGGGAAGCUGAACUGGCCACACUCAAAGGUAACAAUGCUAAGCUCACGGCAGCACUGCUGGAGUCCACUGCCAACGUCAAACAAUGGAAACAGCAACUUGCCGCCUAUCAGGAGGAAGCCGAGCGCCUACACAAACGGGUGACUGAGCUGGAGUGUGUGAGCAGCCAAGCAAAUGCAGUUCAUACACACAAGGCCGAGUUAAAUCAAACAAUACAGGAACUGGAGGAAACACUGAAGAAGAAGGAGGAGGAAAUAGAAAAAUUGAAACAAGAAAUUGAUAAUGCCAGAGAGCUACAGGAACAAAGAGACUCGUUGACUCAGAAACUACAGGAAGUAGAAAUUCGAAACAAAGAUCUGGAAGGACAACUCUCGGACCUAGAGCAGCGCCUGGAGAAAAGUCAGAAUGAGCAAGAAGCUUUUCGCAAUAAUUUGAAGACACUUUUAGAAAUUCUUGAUGGAAAAAUAUUCGAACUAACAGAAUUACGAGAUAACCUGGCCAAGCUCCUAGAAUGCAGCUAAAGGACCUGGGAUUUCAGUGCUGAUCCUCUAAAGACGCGCUGUCUCUUCUUCAUAGGACUACCUUGGGCUCUGCAUCAAAGUUGCACAAAAUUAGGAUACUACUCCUCCACGAGGAGGACCUAUUUGCAAAUUGGAAUAGGAUAUUUCAGUGUAAAAUUUAGAAUUCAGCUUGUAGCUAGUUAAAAACAAAAUGAAAAACUUGAACUACAAAUUACCUCCUUGUACAUUAUUGGCCAUAGUUAACUAGAAAGCUAUUAAUAGUCAUUUGAUGCAAUCCUUUUCUGAUAUUAGCCAGUGGGAGAAUUAGCAGUGUCUGGGUCACAUCCUCCCCCCCCUUUUUUUUUUUUUUGUGUUGGACACAGUUGUAGAUUAUCUGCUUUUUAAAUUUAUUUAUUUAAAAUAUCUAACUGCUGUGUUUUGUGCAAAAAAAAAAAAAAAAAAAACAACAAACCCCAAAUUUAGUGCUGAAAGCCCUGUGUUUUUAUUUUUGUUUUCGUUUUUUUUUUGUUGUUGUUGUUGAUGAUGUUGUUGUAACCUUAAUGAUUUCUCAGGAUACUUUGCACUGUUGAGAAGCAGUGUCUUUACCAAUUAAUUCUUGCCAGAAGUGAGAGAGAAAUGUAUCUUUAAUUGAAACACAGAUAAUAUAACUGCUUGUAUAGAGUUCUUCCCUUUUUUUAUACUGGAAGAUAUUUCACUCUUGUUCACUCUGGUAUUCUAUGAUACUGUCCAGUGUAUGGUUUACUUUUCCAUAUUGAUUCCAUGUAUUUAGGAUAAGAUAUUGUCUCCCAUUUUAUUACACAUUUUAAAGCCAACAAAUGAAGGCAGCUGAGUCCCUCAGAAAAAAUUUCUUUUUAAAUUUCUGAUAAAUUUGACAUACUGUACUGAACUAUAACAACCAGACGACAACGGUCUGGUUUGUCUAGCAAUGUUAAGGAUAUUUACAAAAUAUGCAGUUACAUUAAGAUGUUUUAUUUAUAUAUUUUGCAAGAAAUAUUUUCUGAAUGAUCAAUGCAUUUCAAUUUUAAGUGUAAUAGUGGCGAAUGGGGAACUAACUCUGUUUAUUAUAGCUCAUUUUAAGGAUGUAUAGCUAUUUUAAAGGGGAUACAUUUAUGUUGAAUUUGCCCGACUAAGAGGACUGUUUCUCACUGCUGUGAUAAUAGCAAAUUGAGAUAGAGACAGGUUUACUCUGUCUGGGUCUUCACACCACAUCUGUAUCCAAACCACAAUAGGCAAUAUUCUGAACUGUUAACUAGAUGUUUCAACAUGGGAAUUGAAUUCACUAAGCUAUGCUCAAGUGAACAGGUUUUAAAGUUGUUUUGAUGUAAUUUUAAAAAAGAUUUUUGGCAAACUUGCAUUUCUUUAUAUGAUAUAUUUAUUUUAAGAAAAUCUUUGAAAGGUAAGCCAAGCAUCAUUUUGUCUGCUUACUGAAUAGGAAUUGCAUCAAACUCCGUCCUCACUGUAAAAUACCUAUAAUGUUGAAGAGGAUUCUUUUUUAAAGUGGAUGAAUGAGUGUCUGACUUUGAAGAUCAGUCUCAAGAGGCACUGAUUUUUCUUUUGCACCCCACAUUAAUUUAAAAUGUUACGUACAAAGUUAAGAUUAUUAAUAAAUUUGUACAACAGACCACAUCUUUCACUUAAUGGACAGACUCUCUGUACUAGAACAUUUGGGUCUGUUUAUAUUUCUGUGUGUAUGUUUCUAAUGCACACUCAUUGAAUUUAUAUUAGAAAGAGUUCAAACACAAAUGGCUUAUUUAUAAAAUUACAGUUUUUCUUUAACAGUGAGUUAUCAGGUGUUUCCUGAAAACUUUCCAUCAGACCCUCAGUUAUCCUAUAUUAAUAUAUGUGCUCAAACAUCCUGUAAGUCACCUCCAUCUAUUUGAGGCUAUUUUCUCACCUCUUAUUCUGGGGAGAACAAUAUAGCUAAAUACAUUCAGAGCUGAGAUAUUUUUAUUCUAAGUCACGUAAUUAAUUUGAUUUGAUGGAUGGAAUUUAGAAGUAGAAGAUGUCAUGAUAUCCACAGAUCCCAAAAAAGAAAUAUUCAUUUAAAUGGAGGUUUUUAACUUGGGGAUCAGGGAAUUUAGUCAUAAAGAAAUAAUGUAAGUUGAUGGCAUGGCAAGUGAAUUAUCAUUUUAAUGAUGUAAUAAUUAAAAUAUUUUUACAAUUUGACAUAGGUGUCAUUUAGAUGUGGGAAAAUAGUUCACUAAAAUGUCUCCACUUGAAUUGUGUUAAUAUGUGAGACGUGUCAUUCAAUAUAUACAUAUAACUAUAUGUAUAUACACAGAAAAUUAUUUUUAAUAUUUUCCUACUGAAAUGAAAUUUGAAAUUGGAAAAUUUUUGAGAUUUUUUUUUCCUUGUCCCAUAGAGGAUAGCUUUUGUUUUUUAGAGAUUAACAAUCUAUUGAAGGCUGCACCUUUUAAAUUCCCAGAUUGUUAUAAGACAUGUACAUUAUAGGGGAUAAGAUGGAUAUAAGUGCACAUAUAAAUAAAAUUUUAUUGUUAUGAAUAUUUUAAAUGUUCCUGUACAACAGGUGCGUGUCUGGAAAUUGUCAUCUUCAGGUCAUAAUUAGAUUGUGUGCCUCCUGUAGGCCCUCCAUUUCUGUAUUAUGAAAAUGAUCAUUUACAUAUUUGAAAAACUAAUUUUUCCCAGAGAAAAGUACUAUAUAGAGUACUUAUAUUUAAAUCCAGCUGUGGGGACACAGUCAUAUAAAUAUUUGCCAGAAGAUAACCACAGAGUGCAGAUAUGGAAUAAUAUGGGGUGGGGGUGGGGGGACCAGAGCAAUCACAUCAUAUAUAACUUGUUAUAUGACAACUAUAGAGUCUUGUUAAAAAAUUUUUUGAAAAAAAAGAAAAAACAAAAAUACAAUUUUUAUUUUGAAAUACACUUGCUGUUCCUCUGGAGAAUGUACUUUUUCUCUUUAUUUUUUUUUUCUCAAAUCUUUUACAGGUAUUAAAAAAGUGUCUAAGUGAUGGCAGCAUUUACUUAAAUCUUAUAGGUGCUACUGGAUUUUGCAUUAGUGUGUUAUGUUGUGAAAUCCUGACUUUGACAUAAAAGGUUUUUAUAAAUAUUUCCCUGUGUGGAAAUUUAGUUUUUGGCCUCCCUACUCUUUCUCUUUUUCUCCUCCCCUCCAUCUUUUUUUUUCUCUCCCCCUCCUUCCUUCUCUUUCUUCCUCUCUCCGUCUCCCCCUUCCUCCCUUUUUCUAUUCCUCCCUCUCUUCCCCCCUUCCUCUUUCUCCCUUUUCCUCUCCCUCUCUCCCCUCCCUUUUCUUUCUUUUUUUCUCCCUCCUCUCCUUCUUUUUCUCUGUAAAUAACAGAAUCUCCAGGAAGUUUCAUAUCUUUUGGCCCAUUAGAAGAAUUCUAGGACCCACUUAUCCUUACUGCCUUGCUGUUGUUUAACUUGCAAAAAAGGAGAUAAAAUGAUCUUGGACUUGGAGAACUUUAGAGCUCAAAGUGGCCUUAGAUACCAUUUUAGUCUAAAAGUUAAAGAUGUUUACAGGUAGCUCUAAGGGCAUGAGGCCCCUAUCAAAACUAAACCAUAUAUUUUAAAUCAUUUCUUUAUCCAGCAAAAAAAAAUUUUUAUUCUAUACUAUUUGUGCUAUCGCCUUACCGAAAUAUUGAAUGUUAGACCCAGAAGGAACCCUUUAGACAUGGUCUACCCCUUAAUCUAUUUACAGAUGAGGAAAUAAGAGCUCCAAGAGAUGGGCUAACUGUCCACCAGGAUCAUAGAGUUGGUGGCAGAGCUUGAGAGUAGGAUAUGGCUUUCUAGCUCCUGGUCUGCAGAUCUUACAUUGGAACGGAGUAAGCCAUCUGUGAUUUGGUCUCAGUCAAAUCUAGCACAUUAUCAGGAUGUUAGGCGGGUCUUUUUUUUUAACUUUAGCUUUAAUUAUACAUCUUUUUUUAAAAAUAGCUUCAAAUGAUUUCUAUGGAUUCAUAAAUAUUUUUUCAUCAUUGAAUCUUAACUUUGCCUCUGAGAUAACUUGACAUUGUUCCUUUAUUGUUCAUGUGGAAAACACAAUUGAAACUUUAUAGAAGAAAAUUUUUAAGGUAAGAAGCAGAGAUUGAUACAAAUGCAUUUCUUAAAAAGAUCAAGUAGAAUCUGACUUAACUGUUAUUAUUAGCGAGUUGCAUUUCUCAGAAUAAAAUGUAUAUAUGAAAUGUUAUAAAAAAA